AUGAAGGAUCUCAUCGUGGAUGCUAAUUUUCCCCGCACCCUAGACCAUCGUGUUUAUCAUCUGGGUAUCAAGGCAGGCGAAGUGGCCAACAGGAUCGUUACGGUGGGAGCGCCGUCCCGCGCAAACGCCGUGGCGGCCUACUUAGAUAGCUCACCAAAGCCGUUCGUCCUCUCGUCAGAACGCGGGUUCACCACAAUCACAGGGAGGUACAAGGGAGUUCCGGUGUCCAUCGUAAGCAUUGGGAUGGGACACCCAAAUGCCGACUUCUUCAUGCGGGAGGUGCGCGAAUGCCUCAGCGGCGACAUGCUGGUAGUAAGGAACUAUGAUUUCCCCUUCGCCAGUGGAUCGUCACAGGAGUAUCCGUACAAGAUAAGCAGACCGAUAGCGGCGGAUUCAGAGCUUCAUACUGCACUGCACGAUGCACUUAAUAAGCAGCGCAGCUCAGAGGAAAUGUCAGUUGUGGACCAUGUCAUGAAUGCAUCUACGGACAGCUUUUACUCUUCGCAAGGACGGCAAACUUCGUUCCCAGACUACAACGCUGACCUCAUAGACCGACUGAAGUCAUCUCACGGAAAUCUGGCCACUUUUGAGAUGGAAACCUUCCACAUACUGCACCUAGCUGCAAGUUGGCCGUCUGACACACCCUCCGCACAUAUCGCAUCUCCCUCGCUGAGCACCCUGCCGGGCUCACCCGCCGUUUCAUCUUCGCAUCCAUCGUCUGUUCAAACACAGCCAGCUGGUGUAUACCCCUCUGCACCCAAUGAUAGGCCUCCUGUACCGGGACCGCGCAUAAGAGCGGCUGCUGCGCAGAUGGUGUUCGCCUCUCGCACGUCGCAGGGUUUCAUUACCCCACAGCAGGUCAGAGAUGUCGAGGCGUGGGCGGGUCGGGCGGUGUUGGAAGCACUAACGGGCUUUGUGAUCGACCCAGAUAGAUUACACGAUGAGGAGGGGAGUGUAUGGGAGCUAAAGUAA
Messenger RNA from Sparassis crispa, 972 nucleotides. Its product is annotated as purine and uridine phosphorylase. Bases 1 to 972 code for a protein of 323 amino acids. The record is from RefSeq and is a predicted model, not a curated record. Gene Ontology annotation, cellular component: cytosol. NCBI's taxonomy places the organism in Eukaryota, Fungi, Basidiomycota, Agaricomycetes, Polyporales, Sparassidaceae. Gene Ontology annotation, molecular function: uridine phosphorylase activity. Gene Ontology annotation, biological process: uridine catabolic process. The transcript has 9 exons.